ACCUGUUUGAAGCCCUUUCAGAACUUAUCAUUUUGACAGCAAGUCAUUGCUUACAUGGGAAAGAAAUAAGAAGCUUACUGAAUGAGAAGGUGGCUCAGCUGUAUGCCGAUUUGGAUGGGGGUUUUACUCACGCUGCCUGGCUUCUGCCAGGUUGGCUACCUCUGCCGAGCUUCAGACGUCGAGAUCGAGCACACAAAGAAAUAAAGAAUAUUUUCUACAAGGUUAUACAGAAACGUCGAAAGUCUGAGGAAAAGGAAGAUGACGUUCUCCAAACUCUACUUGAUGCUUCAUACAAGGAUGGCCGUCCACUGACAGAUGAUGAAAUUGCUGGAAUGCUUAUCGGGUUGCUCCUAGCGGGGCAGCACACUUCCUCCACCACCAGUGCCUGGCUUGGCUUCUUCAUAGCCAGAGACAAAUCAAUACAGGAACAGUGCUAUGCAGAACAAAAAGCAGUUUGUGGGGAUGACUUGCCACCAUUAACUUAUGACCAGCUCAAGGAUCUCAGUUUGCUGGAUCGCUGUCUAAAAGAAACUUUAAGGCUUAGACCUCCUAUAAUGACCAUGAUGAGAAUGGCCAGAACUCCCCAAACUGUUGCUGGAUAUAAUAUUCCCCCCGGCCAUCAGGUCUGUGUAUCUCCCACUGUUAACCACAGACUCAGGGACACCUGGAAAGACGCUCUAGACUUCAAGCCUGACCGGUACCUCCAAGAUAACCCAGCAGCUGGAGAGAAAUUUGCAUAUGUUCCAUUUGGUGCUGGCCGUCAUCGCUGCAUUGGAGAAAACUUUGCUUAUGUUCAGAUUAAGACUAUUUGGUCUACUUUGCUUCGUUUGUAUGAAUUUGAUCUCAUCAAUGACUAUUUUCCGACUAUAAAUUAUACAACAAUGAUACACACACCUAAUAACCCCGUUAUCAGAUAUAAGAGGAGGUCACUGUAAAUUCUGGAGCUAAAACCUUAUUAUUUAAGUUGUGUAAACUAACUUUUGAAUAAAAUUGUGACAAAAUGAGUGGCAAAUGGAAGCUGUUGCAUCUACUUUUAGGAAAGCAACAAUAAUCUACCAAAUGCAUCUGUUUUGUUUGCCCGCACCAUUUAAUGCUGCUGUGUAUAACUGCUUGUUCUACAAAUUUCUCAUUGCAUUUUUAAAGAAAA
This is a messenger RNA of Fulmarus glacialis (Northern fulmar), 1147 nucleotides long. RefSeq names its product lanosterol 14-alpha demethylase. The annotation marks the transcript as partial. Lineage: Eukaryota; Metazoa; Chordata; Aves; Procellariiformes; Procellariidae. Gene Ontology annotation, molecular function: iron ion binding; monooxygenase activity; oxidoreductase activity, acting on paired donors, with incorporation or reduction of molecular oxygen. The record is from RefSeq and is a predicted model, not a curated record. The transcript is spliced from 6 exons.